UACGAAUAAUUAUGGUUCUGUUUUGUACUAUAGCUGUGGUGAGACAUGCUCACAUGUCGCGUCUAUUCUGUUUAAAAUAGAAGCAUAUCACAGACUUGAACUUGGAAAGGAAAGUUGUACGUCACAUCCCUGCGUCUGGAAUCAAGCUUUUGUGAAAAAGGUUCAACCGUGUCGCAUACAAGAUAUUUGUUUUUUUAAACCUAAGCGUGGAAAAUCAGAGCAAAUAUUGAAUGACCAUGAUAAGCGAAUGGAAGAACGAACUCAACUACGACCAGACAGACCAAGGUUAAAUAUGGCUGAAGUGCUGAAGACAUUGCAUGAUUGUACUUCUAAGUGUUCUGUUUUUACAGUAAUUGAUGGAUAUGGCUCAGUGAUUGCUAACUCUUCCGCUACUGAUGACUUAGAUGAUGUCAACCUCCCUAAACAAUUGUAUCACUUGAAAGAUCCCGAUUAUUCCAAACUAUCUGCAAGUGAGCUUGAUUGCAAAGUUUUAAGUACUUUUGACGAGAUCAAGGUAACACCAGCGGAGUCAGAUUUUUUGGAACAGUCAACUCGAAAUCAAUCAAAUUCAUAUUUAUGGUUAGAGCACAGGAGAGGGCUGAUAACUGCAUCACACUUUCAUUCCGUAUUGCACUAUUCUGGACGGACGUUCCCAUCUACCAUUAUAAAAGCAAUAAUGCAAUAUUCUAGUCCUAAUCCAGAAAUACCAACUGAUUAUCUGGUAAGUGGAGGUCGUGGAUCAGAUUGGCAGUUAAUGAGAGUAUAA
Molecule: messenger RNA, 766 nt
Organism: Amphimedon queenslandica
Lineage: Eukaryota; Metazoa; Porifera; Demospongiae; Haplosclerida; Niphatidae
Exons: 3
Coding region: 248-766 (172 amino acids)
Source: RefSeq, a predicted model, not a curated record